Messenger RNA from Megalops cyprinoides (Indo-Pacific tarpon), 3937 nucleotides. It is a transcript of the gene iars2, whose product is annotated as isoleucyl-tRNA synthetase 2, mitochondrial. Gene Ontology annotation, molecular function: tRNA binding; isoleucine-tRNA ligase activity; ATP binding. Bases 147 to 3245 code for a protein of 1032 amino acids. Gene Ontology annotation, biological process: isoleucyl-tRNA aminoacylation. NCBI's taxonomy places the organism in Eukaryota, Metazoa, Chordata, Actinopteri, Elopiformes, Megalopidae. The record is from RefSeq and is a predicted model, not a curated record. The transcript is spliced from 24 exons. Gene Ontology annotation, cellular component: cytosol.
CCAGAUACUGAGGUGGUGGCUAACGAGACUGGCAUGGGACAGAGCUAAAGGAUAAACAUUAAUUACGUAAAUGAUCAAAACAAUCUGACAUAAGAGUUUACUUCAACCGUCUGGAGAGCACAAUAAACACAGUCUUACACACACCCAUGCUGCUUUGCCGGAUCGCAGGGGUUUGCGGUAGUGUUGCAAGAUGGGGUUCCCGCAGAGGCGUCCUUCACCCCGGGCUGUCUUACAACCCGAGCCGCUGUCAGAGUGUUGGGUCGUCGGGUGGGACCGCACAGCCUUCAGCCGUUCAGGGAGAAGGGAAGUACCAGGAUAGCGUGCUGCUUCCUCGGACCGAUUUCCCAAUGAAACUAACAGGACAGAAACUUCUUGACCGAGAACUGGAGAUACAGCAGCUGUGUCGGUUCCCCGAGCUGUACUCCUGGCAGAGGGAGAGAAAGGCCAAGAAGGAAUACUGCCUCCACGAUGGCCCGCCCUACGCCAACGGAGACCCCCAUGUCGGGCACGCUCUGAACAAGAUCCUUAAAGAUAUCCGGAAUCGAUUUGAGGUGCUACGCGGUAGGCAGGUCCACUACGUACCGGGCUGGGACUGCCACGGGCUUCCGAUUGAGAUCAAGGCCCUGGGGGACCUGGGUACCAGUGGAUUGACCCCUCUUCAGAUCAGACAGAAAGCUCGGGAGUUUGCUGAAGGGGCUAUCUCUCGCCAGCGAGCUGCCUUCCAGCGCUGGGGUGUGAUGGCCGACUGGGACAAAUGCUACUACACCUUUGAUGGGGAAUACGAGGCCAGCCAGCUCCGCGUCUUCCAGGAGAUGCACAGCAAGGGUUUGAUCUAUCAGGACUAUAAGCCAGUGUUCUGGUCUCCCUCUUCUGGAACAGCCCUGGCUGAGGCUGAGUUGGAGUACAACCCUCAGCACGUGAGCCGGGCAGUCUACGCCACCUUCCCUGUCAAGACCCCGCCCCCCAAACUGGCUUCAGCUGCGGAGGAAUGGGGCAGCGUGGCUGUGUUGGUAUGGACAACCCAACCCUGGACACUCCCAGCCAAUCAGGCUGUCUGUUACAUGCCUAAUUCACAAUACUCUUUGGUGAAGAGAGGGGACAAUGCACAACUCCUCCUAGUGGCCACAGAGCGUAUUGCAAACCUUGCUGCAAUGCUGGGAACACAGUUGGACACCGUGGGUUCCUUCACAGGGUCAGAGCUCGAGGGCGGGGUCUGCCAGCAUCCUACAAUCCCCGACAAGGAAGUACCGCUGUUGCCCGCCAAUCACGUGACCAUGGGCAAAGGAACGGGAUUGGUCCAUACAGCCCCUGCCCACGGGAUGGAGGACUACAGCGUGGCCUCGCAUUUCAAACUGCCUGUGGAGUGCAUGGUUGAUGAGGAGGGCAAGUUCACAGAAUUGGCUGGCCCUGAACUCCAGAGUCUGUCGGUGAUGGAUGAAGGAACAGACACAGUGAUCUCCAUGCUGAAGGCAGCCGGAGCUCUGGUGAAGGAGGAGGACUGUGUCCACAGCUACCCGUACGACUGGAGGACCAAAAAGCCCGUCAUCAUCCGCCCCAGCAAGCAGUGGUUCAUCAACACGGCCAGCCUGAAGGACAAGGCCAAGGACGUGCUGCAGAAAGUGCAGGUGAUGCCGGAGUCGGCGCGGGGCAGCCUGCUGACCAUGCUGGACAGACGGACGUACUGGUGCAUCUCCCGACAGCGGAGCUGGGGCGUCCCCAUCCCCGUCUUCUACCACAAAGAGACAGGGGAGCCCCUUAUCAACAAGCACACCGUAUCCCACGUGGCCAAGCUCUUUGCAGAGAAAGGCAGCGACUGCUGGUGGGAGCUGCCGCUGGAGACCCUGCUGCCCCCACAGGUUCUGAAGAAGAGCAAGGCCGGCGCAGUCUCGGAGUAUGAGCGCGGGGAGGAUGUGUUGGACAUCUGGUUCGACAGCGGGGUGUCCUGGGCUGCAGUCCUGCAGGACUGGGAGCCCGACAGCAGCUCAGAGUCCACAGACUCCCGGCUGAGCUGGUUCUCCCUCCCCAGCGCCCUGACGCCAGAGUCAGAGCCACGUGCCGAUGUCUAUGUUGAGGGGAAGGACCAAUUGGGAGGCUGGUUCCAGUCCUCUCUGCUGACAAGCGUUGCUGUGCGCAACAAGGCCCCCUACAAAGCGCUGGUGGUGCACGGCUUUGCAGUCAGUGAGAAAGGGGAGAAGAUGUCCAAAUCUGUGGGAAACGUGGUGGAUCCUGACACUGUCAUCAACGGAGGCGAGGACCACUCAGUCUCACCCCCCUAUGGGGCGGAUGUACUGCGCUGGUGGGUGGCAGAGUCCAACGUCUUCUCUGAGGUGCAGAUCGGCCCAAACGCACUCAGCUCGGCACAGGAGAGCAUCAACAAGCUGAGGAACAAACUCCGGUUCCUGUUGGGGAAUCUGCAGGGGUUCGACCCCCGGACACAGGCGGUGGACCCCAAAGACAUGUACUACAUCGACCAGUACCUGCUGCACCUGCUCAGGCAGUACAGCAUCAAGGUGACAGAUGCCUACAGUCAGUUUGACACAGGCAGAGUGAUCAGACUCCUGCAGCGUUUCAUAUCCAGAGAUCUCUCCAGCUUCUACUUCAGCAUCAUUAAGGACAGGCUCUACUGCGAUCCGGAGGACUCGAUUGGCCGGCGGUCGUGUCAGACGGUGCUGGAGGAGAUUCUGGACGGUGUGACUCGCUCCAUCGCAUCUGUCCUGCCUCACCUUGCAGAGGAGGUGUACCUGCAUGCACCGGGACAUGACGAGGGGGAGACCCUUUUCCGCAGUGGCUGGAUUAAGAGUAGCUCGGUGUGGCAGAAGCCAGGGCUGGAGGAGGUGGUGGAGGGGGCCUGUGCCAUCAGAGACUCCUUCCUGUCCUCCAUCCCGGGACGCAACUCGGCCGAGUACGACCUCAUCAUCGCCAUUGAACCCGGGCUCUUCUUCGAGCUCAUGGAGUCCCUGCAGGAAGAGCCCACCUCCUCCACUUCCCAGCUGACGGAGCUGAUGAUGUCAUCGCGCACCACCCUGGUCAGCGACAUGCCGCGGGACCUGCCGUCAGAUGCACUCACCAGCAGGGGGAGCUUCCUCAUCAAUUUAGAGGGUGGCGUCAUCCGUGAGGAGAGCUCUUACAGUGUGGCGGCCAUGCCCUCCUCCCUGUCCCGCUGCCCCCGAUGCCGGAGAUACACCUCCAAGUCACCGGACUGCCUGUGCCCACGAUGCCAGAAUGUCGUCACAGGGGUCAACUGACACUCUCAGCCCCCCUCCGCUCUGUCUUUUGCCUCUACGCCUCUCCACCCCUUCUGCCUGGCUUAGACCACUAACACCCACAGAGGCCAAUCACCAGUCUUUGUGGGGCAAGGACCAGAGGGCACUGCUGAUUGGCUCCUCGCUUCACUGUCAUUUUUCUGGCCUCCUGCACAGUCAGUAAGCAUGCAGUACCAAUAUCUGCCAGCAGUGGAGUGGGAGAAGUUGCUUCCAAGGCUGAAAGAGGGCCUUCCCAGGGAGACUUGUGCACAGAGAAAUUAGAUUCUGCAGCACAGGAAGUGACAUCAUGCGUAUACUCAUGAGUUGCACUCUGAGUCCCCUCCCUAGAGUGUGUUGCCACUUCUAAAGUGAACUCUCAGAAAGACAGAUGAGACUGUGCUACAGGACUUCUGCAGUCGAUGUUGGUUUCUUUUUGUAGAUUUGUGUAAUGAGGUGAGAGGGGGGCCUUGUCUUUUAUUUUUAUUGUGUUGUUGCUUGUGGUGGCACGCCAGAACAUACCGGAUGAAUGAUAGACUCUAUAAAGUGAUGAUGGUAGAGAGAGUGACUUUUCUACAGCACUUGUGGUUUGCUAAAUUCUCCUAGGUUUCCUCUCAAGGUCUCUGUAAGGAUGGCAGCCUUGUCACACAGCAGUGAUAAGUAUGUAUUUGCCACUGUACUAAAUCAAUAAAGCUUUG